Molecule: messenger RNA, 3625 nt
Organism: Macaca mulatta (Rhesus monkey)
Lineage: Eukaryota; Metazoa; Chordata; Mammalia; Primates; Cercopithecidae
Gene: FAM13A
Product: family with sequence similarity 13 member A
Biological process (GO): signal transduction
Source: RefSeq, a predicted model, not a curated record
GCGCCGCGUGGGUUCCACUCACCGCCUGGCCGUUCCGGGCCGGACUGCCUCCCUGGCCGGCAGGGGGCGGCACACGCUCGCCUUGUCCUGGCGCUUUUCCCAGUGGCCCGGGUCUGCGUACCAGGCUCUUCUCUCCCGGAGGGGCAAUUUUAAAAUCUCUCCCCCAGAGGGUUGGGUGGGAAAGCGGAGGAUCCUUGCGUGCCAGGAGCGAGCUGCGAAUGGGGCAGGGGGAGCACACGUGGGGCGUGUUUACAAACAGCAGCCGCGCCGCUGUGCGGAGGCGGUCCGGGUGUUGGAGCCCAGCGUCAGCGCGCGUGGAAAGUGCUGGCCCAAGCGAGGAUCAUGAGGCACGCAAAGUAAAGCAGCGGUUCGGCUGAAAGAAGACAUGAAAAAGAUAGUGGCGGUGCCAUUAAAUGAACAGAAGGAUUUUACCUAUCAGAAGUUAUUUGGAGUCAGUCUCCAAGAACUUCAACGGCAGGGGCUCACCAAGAAUGGCAUUCCAGCAAUAGUGUGGAAUAUAGUGGAAUACUUGACGCAGCAUGGACUCACCCAAGAAGGUCUUUUUCGGGUGAAUGGUAACGUGAAGGUGGUGGAACAACUUCGACUGAAGUUCGAGAGUGGAGUGUCCGUGGAGCUCGGGAAGGACGGUGAUGUCUGCUCAGCAGCCAGUCUGCUGAAGCUCUUUCUGAGGGAGCUGCCCGACAGUCUGAUCACGUCGGCGUUGCAGCCUCGAUUCAUUCAGCUCUUUCAGGAUGGCAGAAAGGAUGUUCAGGAGAGUAGCUUAAGAGACUUAAUAAAAGAGCUGCCAGACACCCACUACUGCCUCCUCAAGUACCUUUGCCAGUUCUUGACAAAAGUAGCCAAGCAUCAUGUGCAGAAUCGCAUGAAUGUUCACAAUCUCGCCACUGUAUUUGGGCCAAAUUGCUUUCAUGUGCCACCUGGGCUUGAAGGCAUGAAGGAACAGGACCUGUGCAACAAGAUAAUGGCUACAAUUCUAGAAAAUUAUAAUACCCUGUUUGAAGUAGAGUAUACAGAAAAUGAUCAACCGAGAUGCGAAAACCUGGCUAGGCUUAUCAUAGUAAAAGAGGCCAGUUAUAAGAAUUCCCUGCCCAUCCUUUUAACAAGAGGCUUAGAAAAAGACAUGCCAAAACCACCUCCAAAAACCAAGAUCCCAAAGUCCAGGAGUGAGGGAUCUAUUCAGACACACAGAGUACUGCAACCAGAGCUAUCUGAUGGCAUUCCUCAGCUCAGCUUGUGGCUAAGCCGUAGAAAAUCCUGCUUGGAAGACAUGAAUUCAGCAGAGGAUGCUAGUAGUGCCAAGUUGGUACCCAGUUCGCAGGAAGAUGAAAGACCUAUUUCACCUUUCUAUUUGAGUGCUCAUGUACCCCAAGUCAGCAAUGUGUCUGCAACCGGAGAACUCUUAGAAAGAACCAUACGAUCAGCUGUAGAACAACAUCUUUUUGAUGUUAAUAACUCUGGAGGUCAAAGUUCAGAGGACUCAGAAUCUGGAACACCAUCAGCAUCUUCUGCCACAUCUGCCAGACAGCGCCGCCGCCAGUCCAAGGAGCAGGAUGAAGUUCGACAUGGGAGAGACAAGGGACUUAUCAACAAAGAAAAUAUUCCUUCUGGGUUCAACCACCUUGAUGAUUGUAUUUUGAAUACUCAGGAAGUCGAAAAAGUACACGAAAAUACUUCUGGUUGUGUUGGAGAAAGGAGCAAACCUAAACGUCAGAAAUCCAGUACUAAACUUUCUGAGCUCCAUGACAAUCAAGAUGGUCUUGUGAAUAUGGAAAGUCUCAAUUCCACUCGAUCUCAUGAGAGAACCGGACCUGAUGGUUUUGAACGGAUGUCCGAUGAAAGGAAAGGAGGUGAAAAAGAUGGUGGACACACUCAGCAUUUCGAGAGCCCCACAAUGAAGAUCCAGGAGCAUCCCAGCCUAUCUGACACUAAACAGCAGAGGAAUCAAGAUGCCGGUGACCAGCAGGAGAGCUUUGUCUCCGAAGUGCCCCAGUUGGACCUGACUGCAUUGUGUGAUGAAAAGAACUGGGAAGAGCCUAUCCCCGCUUUCUCCUCCUGGCAGCGGGAGAACAGUGACUCCGAUGAAGCCCGCCUCUCGCCGCAGGCUGGGCGCCUGAUCCGUCAGCUGCUGGACGAAGACAGCGACCCCAUGCUCUCUCCUCGGUUCUACGCUUAUGGGCAGAGCAGACAAUACCUGGAUGACACGGAAGUGCCUCCUUCCCCACCAAACUCCCAUUCUUUCAUGAGGCGGCGAAGCUCCUCCCUGGGGUCCUACGAUGAUGAGCAAGAGGACCUGACGCCUGCCCAGCUCACACGAAGGAUUCAGAGCCUUAAAAAGAAGAUCCGGAAGUUUGAAGAUAGAUUUGAAGAAGAGAAGAAGUACAGACCUUCCCACAGUGACAAAGCAGCCAAUGCAGAGGUUCUGAAAUGGACAAAUGACCUUGCCAAAUUCCGGAGACAACUUAAAGAGUCAAAACUAAAGAUAUCUGAAGAGGACCUAACUCCCAGGAUGCGGCAGCGAAGCAACACACUUCCCAAGAGUUUUGGUUCCCAGCUUGAGAAAGAAGAUGAGAAGAAGCAAGAGCUGGUAGAUAAAGCAAUAAAGCCCAGUGUUGAAGCCACGUUGGAAUCUAUUCAGAGGAAGCUCCAGGAGAAGCGAGCGGAAAGCAGCCGUCCUGAGGACAUUAAGGAUAUGACCAAAGACCAGAUUGCUAAUGAGAAAGUGGCUCUGCAGAAAGCUCUGUUAUAUUAUGAAAGCAUUCAUGGACGGCCGGUAACAAAGAACGAACGUCAGGUGAUGAAGCCACUAUAUGACAGGUACCGGCUGGUCAAACAGAUCCUGUCCCGAGCCAACACCAUACCCAUCAUUGGUUCCCCCUCCAGCAAGCGGAGAAGCCCUUUGCUGCAGCCAAUUAUCGAGGGCGAAACUGCUUCCUUCUUCAAGGAGAUAAAGGAAGAAGAGGAGGGGUCAGAAGACGAUAGCAAUGUGAAGCCAGACUUCAUGGUCACUCUGAAACCCGAUUUCAGUGCACGAUGCUUUCUGGACCAAUUCGAAGAUGAUGCUGAUGGCUUUAUUUCCCCAAUGGAUGAUAAAAUACCAUCAAAAUGCAGCCAGGACACAGGGCUUUCGAAUCUCCAUGCUGCCUCAAUACCUGAACUCCUGGAACACCUCCAGGAAAUGAGAGAAGAAAAGAAAAGGAUUCGAAAGAAACUUCGGGAUUUUGAAGACAACUUUUUCAGACAGAACGGAAGAAAUGUCCAGAAGGAAGACCGCACUCCUAUGGCUGAAGAAUACAGUGAAUACAAGCACAUAAAGGCAAAACUGAGGCUCCUGGAGGUGCUCAUCAGCAAGAGAGACACGGAUUCCAAGUCCAUGUGAGGGGUGACCCCCGCCCGAGCACAGGGGGCUGGCAGCUGCAGUGAGAGUUUACUCUCCCCUGAGAAAGAGCAGCUCUGGAAGGCAGCCUUGGAGCUGGCCCUGCAAAGCAUGCGGCCCUUCUGCCUCUAGACCAUUUGGCAUCGGCUCCUGUUUCCAUUGCCUGCCUUAGAAACUGGCUGGAAGAAGACAAUGUGACCUGACUUAGGCAUUUUGUAAUUGGAAAGUCAA